Messenger RNA from Myotis brandtii (Brandt's bat), 5375 nucleotides. RefSeq names its product protocadherin-related 15 (gene PCDH15). The record is from RefSeq and is a predicted model, not a curated record. The coding region runs from base 1 to 5334 and encodes 1777 amino acids. Gene Ontology annotation, biological process: inner ear development; sensory perception of sound; homophilic cell-cell adhesion. The transcript is spliced from 35 exons. Gene Ontology annotation, molecular function: calcium ion binding. Gene Ontology annotation, cellular component: stereocilium; plasma membrane. Lineage: Eukaryota; Metazoa; Chordata; Mammalia; Chiroptera; Vespertilionidae.
AUGUUACAACAGUUUUAUCUCUGGAAAUGGUUAGCUUCGGGGAUCAUCCUUGGUUCUUUCUUCGGAAUCUGCUUUGGCCAGUAUGAAGAUGACUGGCAAUAUGAGGAUUGCAAACUAGCUAGGGGAGGACCACCAGCUACCAUAGUCGCUAUUGAUGAAGAGAGUCGGAAUGGUACCAUUAUAGUGGAUAACAUGCUGAUCAAGGGGACUGCUGGGGGACCAGACCCCACCAUCGAGCUCUCUUUAAAGGACAACGUGGACUACUGGGUGCUGCUGGAUCCCAUAAAGCAGAUGCUAUUCCUGAACAGCACGGGCAGAGUUCUGGAUAGAGAUCCACCAAUGAACAUACACUCCAUCGUGGUGCAAGUCCAGUGUGUCAACAAAAAGGUGGGCACUGUUAUCUACCAUGAAGUUCGAAUCGUGGUGAGAGACAGGAAUGACAACUCACCCACAUUCAAGCAUGAAAGCUACUAUGCCACUGUGAAUGAGCUCACCCCAGUUGGCACCACGAUAUUUACUGGAUUUGCAGGAGACAAUGGAGCUACAGACAUCGAUGACGGCCCAAACGGACAGAUAGAAUAUGUGAUUCAGUAUAAUCCAGAUGAUCCGACAUCCAAUGAAACCUUUGAAAUUCCCCUCAUGUUGACUGGAAAUGUAGUGUUAAGGAAAAGGCUCAACUAUGAAGAUAAAACACGCUACUAUGUCAUCAUUCAAGCUAAUGACCGUGCACAAAAUCUGAAUGAACGGCGAACCACCACCACCACCCUCACAGUGGAUGUUCUGGAUGGAGAUGACUUGGGACCAAUGUUUCUUCCUUGUGUCCUGGUGCCAAACACUCGUGAUUGUCGUCCGCUCACCUAUCAAGCUGCCAUACCUGAGCUGAGAACUCCGGAAGAACUGAACCCCAUCAUCGUUACCCCACCCAUCCAAGCCAUUGAUCAGGACCGGAAUAUUCAGCCGCCAUCAGAUAGGCCGGGCAUCCUCUAUUCCAUCCUUGUUGGGACUCCUGAGGAUUACCCACGAUUUUUCCAUAUGCAUCCCAGGACUGCAGAACUUAGUCUCCUGGAGCCAGUAAACAGAGACUUUUACCAGAAAUUUGAUUUGGUUAUUAAGGCUGAACAGGACAAUGGUCAUCCUCUCCCUGCCUUUGCCAGUCUACAUAUUGAAAUACUGGAUGAGAAUAAUCAGAGCCCGUAUUUCACGAUGCCCAGUUAUCAAGGCUACAUUCUAGAAUCUGCCCCAGUGGGAUCAACUAUUUCCGACAGUGUAAAUUUGACCACCCCUCUAAGAAUUGUGGUUCUAGACAAGGACAUAGAAGAUACGAAAGACCCAGAGCUUCACCUUUUCCUGAAUGACUACACCUCCGUGUUCACCAUCACACCGACUGGAAUCACCCGCUUCCUCACCUUACUGCAGCCAGUGGACAGGGAGGAACAGGACACUUACAUCUUCUCGAUGACGGCCUUUGAUGGUGUGCAAGAAAGCCAGCCAGUUGUUGUCAAUAUUCGGGUGAUGGAUGCAAAUGAUAACACUCCAACCUUCCCUGAAAUAUCCUAUAAUGUCUACGUUUAUACAGACAUGAGCCCUGGGGAUAGUGUCAUACAGCUCACUGCAGUGGACGCAGACGAAGGGUCGAAUGGGGAGAUCUCCUAUGAAAUCCUGAUUGGGGAUCAGGGAGACUUCAUCAUCAAUAGAGAAACAGGGCUUAUCACCAUCGCUCCAGGGGUGGAAUUGAUAGUUGGGCGGACCUACGCGCUCACCGUCCAGGCCGCGGAUAAUGCUCCUCCUGCAGAGAGAAGGCACUCCAUCUGCACCGUGUACAUUGAAGUGCUUCCUCCAAACAAUCAAAGCCCUCCCCGCUUCCCACAGAUGAUGUACAGCCUAGAAGUCAGUGAGGCCAUGAGGAUUGGUGCUGUUUUAUUAAAUCUACAGGCAACUGAUCGAGAGGGAGACCCAAUAACAUAUGCCAUUGAGAAUGGAGAUCCUCAGCGAGUUUUCAAUCUUUCAGAAACAACUGGGAUUCUAACCUUAGGGAAAGCCCUGGACAGGGAGAGCACCGAUCGCUACAUUCUAAUCGUCACUGCACACGAUGGGAGGCCAGAUGGGACCUCAACUGCCACAGUAAACAUAGUGGUGUCAGAUGUGAAUGACAAUGAUCCAGUGUUUGAUCCCUAUCUGCCUAGAAAUCUGUCUGUGGUGGAAGAAGAAGCCAAUGCCUUUGUGGGUCAAGUCAGGGCAACUGACCCUGAUGCUGGAAUAAAUGGCCAAGUGUACUACAGUUUGGGUAACUUCAAUCAUCUUUUUCGUAUCACAUCCAAUGGGAGCAUUUACACAACAGUGAAGCUUAACAGGGAAGUCAGGGACUACUAUGAACUUCUUGUUGUGGCAACCGAUGGAGCAGUACACCCUCGUCAUUCAACUCUAACACUGGCCAUCAAGGUGUUGGAUAUUGAUGAUAACAGUCCUGUGUUCACCAAUUCAACAUAUACUGUUGUUGUUGAAGAGAAUCUGCCAGCUGGGACCACCUUCCUUCAAGUAGAGGCCACGGAUGUUGACCUUGGAGCAAAUGUGUCUUAUCGGAUAAGAAGCCCAGAAGUGAAGCACCUUUUUGCAAUGCACCCAUUUACAGGAGAACUUUCCCUUUUAAGGAGUUUGGACUAUGAGUCAUUUCCAGACCAGGAAGCAAGCAUCACUUUCCUAGUGGAGGCCUUUGAUAUUUACGGCACAAUGCCACCUGGGAUUGCUACCGUCACAGUGAUAGUAAAGGACAUGAAUGAUUACCCUCCAGUGUUUAGUAAACGCAUCUACAAAGGGAUCGUGGCUCCAGAUGCUGUCAAGGGUACCCCGAUCACAAGUGUUUAUGCUGAAGAUGCAGACCCUCCUGUACCUGCAAGUCGUGUGAGAUAUAGAGUAGAUGGUGUCCAGUCUCCUUAUCCUGCCAGUAUUUUUGAUGUAGAAGAAGAUUCUGGAACAGUAAUAACUCGAGUCAAUCUUAAUGAAGAACCUACGACCAUUUUUAAGUUGGUGGUUAUUGCGUUUGAUGAUGGUGAGCCUGUGAUGUCCAGCAGUGCCGUGGUGAAAAUCCUUGUCUUACAUCCCGGAGAAAUCCCACGUUUCACACAAGAGGAAUACAGGCCUCCUCCCGUAAGUGAACUUGCAGCCAGAGGGACUGCGGUUGGUGUAAUUUCUGCUGCAGCCAUCAAUCAGAGCAUUGUGUACUCCAUUGUUUCAGGAAAUGAAGAGGGUAAGUUUGGAAUUAAUAACGUCACGGGUGUUAUCUAUGUGAACGACCUUCUGGACUAUGAAACAAGGACAAGCUAUGUACUUCGAGUCCAAGCUGAUUCCCUGGAAGUGGUCCUCGCCAAUCUCCGAGUUCCUUCAAAAAGCAAUACAGCUAAGGUAUAUAUUGAGAUUCAGGAUGAAAAUGAUCAUCCCCCAGUGUUUCAGAAAAAGUUCUACAUUGGAGGUGUAUCUGAAGAUGCAAGGAUGUUUGAUUCUGUGCUCAAAGUUAAGGCUACUGAUAAAGAUACUGGCAAUUACAGUGCCAUAGCAUACAGACUCAUAAUUCCACCAAUCAAAGAAGGAAAAGAAGGAUUCGUGGUGGAAACAUAUACAGGGCUUAUCAAAACGGCCAUGCUCUUCCAUAACAUGAGGAGGUCCUACUUCAUGUUUCAAGUCAUCGCAACUGACGACUAUGGGAAGGGACUAAGUGGCAAAGCAGAUGUACUUGUCUCUGUUGUCAAUCAGCUGGACAUGCAAGUCAUUGUUUCUAAUGUGCCCCCCACUCUAGUGGAAAAAAAGAUAGAAGAACUUACAGAGAUUUUGGAUCGCUAUGUUCAGGAGCAAAUUCCUGGUGCCAAAGUUGUGGUGGAGUCUAUUGGUGCUCGCCGGCACGGAGAUGCCUUUUCUCUGGAAGAUUACAGCAAGUGCGACUUGACCGUCUAUGCAAUCGACCCUCAGACCAAUAGAGCCAUCGACAGAAAAGAGCUUUUUAAAUUCUUGGAUGGCAAACUGCUCGAUAUCAAUAAAGACUUUCAACCGCAUUAUGGGGAAGGAGGACGCAUUCUGGAGAUCCGGACUCCAGAGGCAGUGACCAGCAUCAAGAAGCGAGGAGAGAGUCUAGGCUACACAGAAGGGGCCUUGCUGGCUCUGGCCUUCAUCAUUAUCCUCUGCUGUAUUCCUGCCGUCCUGGUGGUUUUGGUCAGCUACAGACAGUUCAAAGUACGCCAAGCCGAGUGCACCAAGACAGCUCGACUCCAAGCUGCUGCUGCUGCGAUGCCCCCUCCCAAGCCAGCAGCUCCUGCCCCUGCCCCAGUGGCCGCACCUCCAGCACCGCCACCUCCGGGUGCACAUCUCUAUGAAGAAGUUGGGGACAGCACAAUGCAUAAGUAUGAAAUGCCUCAAUAUGGAAGUCGCCGUCGCUUGUUACCACCGGCUGGACAAGAGGAAUAUGGUGAGGUGGUUGGUGAAGCUGAGGAGGAAGAAGAGGAAGAGAAAGUUAAACCCACAGUUGAAAUUAGAGAGCCUAGUGAGGAGGAAGUAGUUGUCACUAUUGAAAAGCCACCAGCAGCUGAGCCUACUCAUACAACAUGGAAGAGAGCCAGGAUAUUCCCAAUGAUUUUUAAGAAAGUUAAAGGGCUAGCAGAGAGAAGAGGCAUCGUUGUCCUUGAGGGUGAAGAGUGGCAGAGACGCCUUGAGGAAGAAGACAAAGAUUAUUUGAAACUCACUCUGGACCAAGAAGAAGAAGCUACAGAGAGCACGGUGGAAUCAGAGGAGGAAACCUCAAGCGACUAUACUGAAUACACGGAAACAGAAUCCGAGUUCAGUUAUUCUGAGACGACAGAAGAGGAGUCGGAGUCAGAGACACCUGAGGAGGAGGAGGAAAGUUCUACCCCUGAAUCAGAAGGGUCGUCCACAGAGUCAGAAGGAGAAAAGGCGAGGAAAAGGAUAUUUAUUGCAAGAAGAAGGCCUGUUGUUGAAGAAGUCGUGGAAGUCAAAGGUAAAAAACAGCAGCCACCUGAAGAGCCAGAAGAACUGCAGGUAGAAGAAGAAGAACCCCCAGCAGAAGGAGAGGAAAGUGAGCUGGCCGCCAUAGAAGAACCAACUGACCUUGAACCUCAAGACGUGACUGAGGAGGGCAGCAUGGAAUCAGCUUCGGUGGAAGGAGGUGUGGAGAGUGAGGAGGAAUCAGAAUCAUCCAGUAGCACCAGUAGUAGCGAAAGUCAGUCUGGAGGCCCCUGGGGCUUUCAGGUGCCAGAGUAUGACCAAAGCAGGAGUGCGAGCCAAAGGAAGCCUCCGGGAGCAAACGCUGAGGGUUACAACACAGCCCUUUAGAAGAGCUCACAGUAGGUGGCAGUUUUGCAGUGAUGAGUGCU